Messenger RNA from Drosophila ananassae, 1967 nucleotides. Its product is annotated as pyruvate dehydrogenase E1 component subunit alpha, mitochondrial. The record is from RefSeq and is a predicted model, not a curated record. The transcript is spliced from 3 exons. Gene Ontology annotation, biological process: pyruvate decarboxylation to acetyl-CoA. Gene Ontology annotation, molecular function: pyruvate dehydrogenase (acetyl-transferring) activity. Lineage: Eukaryota; Metazoa; Arthropoda; Insecta; Diptera; Drosophilidae. Gene Ontology annotation, cellular component: intracellular membrane-bounded organelle. The coding region runs from base 155 to 1717 and encodes 520 amino acids.
UUGUGUCACACAUUUUUCGAACUCAUUUGAUAUUUCUGUCGUUUCUUUACGUUUAUUUACCUCAGCAUAAGGCACUUUUUAUUCUUGUUUCAUUUCCCGAACGCAAAAUUCAAAAUUUGCGUUUGUCUAACGUGGUGAUACCAAACUUGACCAAAUGCCAAAGCCUCGCCGUGUCCAAUUGCUUCUGCUAUGCAGUGGCCUCCGCUCCAAGCUGGCUCGACGUCUCCUCAUCGAUAGCCCAGGUGGCCCGGGGUCCGGCGUGAAGGCGUGUCAAAUCCGUCGUCAUAAGUACAGUUGCCUGACCCUGGAGAAUACAUUCAAGUGCUACGAGUUGGAAAAUGGUCCCCCAAUGGACGUCGAGCUGUCCCGCGAGGACGCCAUCACCAUGUACACCCAAAUGGUGGAGAUGCGACGCUUCGAGGGCAUUGCCGAUGCCGAGUACAAGAAACGGACUAUUCGGGGCUUCUGCCAUCUGUACAAUGGCCAGGAGGCGGUGGCCACCGGGAUGAUGCAGCGUCUCCGGAAAUGUGAUUCCGUAAUAACGGCAUAUCGGUGCCAUGCAUGGACCUACCUGAUGGGAGUACCCCUUUUAGAUAUGAUGGCCGAACUGGUGGGCCUGAAGGCGGGCUGCAGUCGUGGCAAGGGUGGCUCCAUGCACAUGUACUGUGACAAGUUCUACGGUGGUAAUGGCAUUGUCGGGGCCCAGGUCCCACUGGGUGCCGGUGUCGCCCUCGCCCAUCAGUACCGACGGGAUGGGGGCGUCUGUGUGGCCCUCUAUGGUGACGGUGCCGCCAAUCAGGGCCAGAUCUUCGAGGCCUACAACAUGGCCAAGCUAUGGUGCCUGCCCUGCAUAUUUGUUUGCGAGAAUAAUCACUACGGAAUGGGAACUCGAGUAGAUCGAGCCUCCGCCAUGACCGAGUUCUACAAGCGCGGCCAGUACAUGCCCGGACUGUGGGUGGACGGCAACCAGGUGCUAGCCGUGCGCAGCGCCACCCAGUUUGCGGUGGACUAUGCCCUGGAGCAUGGCCCGAUCGUAAUGGAGAUGUCCACCUACCGGUAUGUGGGCCACUCGAUGUCCGAUCCCGGCAUCAGUUAUCGAUCCCGCGAUGAAGUCGUCAAAGUGAGGGAGACCCGUGAUCCGAUCACCAGCUUCCGUAAUCAAAUGCUCCAGCUGUGCCUGAUCACCGAGGAGGAGCUAAAGAAGCUGGACGUCGAGAUCCGGAAGCAUGUGGAUGCCGAAUGCAAGAAGGCACUCAUCGGGAAGGAGGUGCCCCUGGAGGAGCUAUACGCCGAUGUCUAUUCCAAGAACUUGGAGCCGAAAAUCCGUGCAGUCUCCGGCUAUAAGUUCGAACACUUCGGUGUCGCUGAUGUCUGUUUCGGGAAGCCGCGAAAGACCCAUCCCAACGACAUGUGUGAUGUGCCCGUGGGAGAUGCGGCACUGCUCGCCAAGGCCAACGCCGCCAAGGCCAAGGCCGAGGCCAAGAAGAAGAAGCAGAAGGAGGCGGAGGGUGGGAAAAAGGACGGGAAAAAGGGAGACAAGUCGGCCAAAAAGGGCGAUCCCAAGGAUAAGGCUGGUGGGGCAACCAAGGCGGAGGGCAAGAGCGAUCCAAAGGGGAAGGCCGGUGGCGGCGCCAAGGCGGAGAAGAAGAAGCCGGCUAAGCCCGCCGACAAAAAGGGUCCACCACCACCGCCACCGCCACCGGCCCCCAAAAAAUAGAGUAAUAGCCAGUGGUGGGGGAGUGGUGGAGGCGUAGGUUUAGGUAUCUGCUAUCUGGGAAUCACGUCAAAUUUUAAGUCAAGUUGCCCACCCCCCAACGCUACUUCUGUUGGAGAGCUUUAGUAUCCAAGACUCGAACCUGCAUUGUGGCCAAAAAUUGUUUAGUUCUAAUUUACAGUAAAUUCUAGUUAUAGAUUUUUGGACAAAGUUUUACUUAUUAAGCAAACAAAGCAAUAAAACUUCAAAUUUA